CCCAAGUCUCUUCUCCUUCCUCUCUCUCUCUCUCUCUCCACUUUCUCCCUGAACCGAUCAUCGAUCCGGGAUCCGUCCUCCUUCCGACCGAGGGGAGAUGUUCGGACGAGCGCCGAAGAAGAGCAACAACACGCGGUACUACGAGGUUCUGGGAGUCUCCAAGGAUGCCUCCCAGGACGACCUGAAGAAGGCGUACCGGAAAGCCGCCAUCAAGAACCACCCGGACAAGGGGGGCGAUCCUGAGAAGUUUAAGGAGCUUGCGCAGGCAUAUGAGGUUUUGAGUGACCCUGAGAAGCGUGAGAUAUACGAUCAGUAUGGUGAAGAUGCCCUCAAGGAGGGAAUGGGAGGUGCCGGAGGUGGGCACGACCCAUUCGACAUUUUCUCGUCCUUCUUUGGUGGAAGUGGAUUUGGAGGUGGAAGCAGCCGAGGACGAAGACAGCGAAGAGGGGAGGAUGUGGUUCAUCCCUUGAAGGUGUCUCUGGAAGAUCUCUAUCUGGGGACUACAAAGAAGCUAUCUCUCUCUAGGAAUGUCUUAUGUUCCAAAUGCAGUGGGAAAGGAUCUAAGUCUGGUGCGUCUAUGACAUGUCCUGGUUGCCAAGGGACUGGUGUGAAAGUAACUAUUAGGCAAUUGGGUCCAUCCAUGAUCCAGCAGAUGCAACAACCUUGCAAUGAAUGUAAGGGCACAGGAGAGACCAUUAAUGAGAAGGAUCGCUGCCCCCAGUGCAAAGGAGAGAAGGUUGUCCCGGAAAAGAAGGUGUUGGAAGUCGUUGUUGAGAAGGGUAUGCAGAAUGGACAGAAGAUUACAUUCCCCGGUGAAGCAGAUGAAACUCCGGAUACAAUUACUGGAGACAUUGUUUUCAUCCUCCAACAAAAGGAGCAUCCUAAAUUUAAGAGAAAAGGCGAGGAUAUCUUCGUGGAGCACACCCUUUCUCUCACCGAGGCUCUAUGUGGCUUCCAGUUUGUAUUGACUCACCUGGAUGGCAGGCAGCUCCUUAUUAAGUCGAACCCUGGGGAAGUCGUCAAGCCUGAUUCUUUCAAGGCUAUUAAUGACGAGGGUAUGCCAAUGUACCAAAGGCCCUUCAUGAAGGGGAAGCUCUACAUUCACUUCACGGUGGACUUCCCAGAGUCUCUCAGCCCUGAUCAGGUCGAGGCUCUGCAGAAGGUCCUUCCGCAGAAGCCGGCGUCCCAGCUGACGGACAUGGAGCUGGACGAGUGCGAGGAGACGACAUUGCACGAUGUCAACAUCGAAGAGGAGAUGCGGAGAAAGCAACAAGCGCAGGCUGAAGCAUACGAAGAGGACGAUGAUAUGCCCAGCGGCGCUCAACGCGUGCAAUGCGCCCAGCAGUAAUGGGGUCGUAAGGUUUCAAAACGACUCCCAAAGGGCUAUACUUUCUGGGUGUAGUGGGUGAUGAAUGUUAUGACUAGAGGUACUCUGGUUCUUAUGUAGUCAAUUGGGAAUAGGGACGUGCAGCGGCUUCUGCCCCCUGCGUCUGGACUAUGUAUUGUGACAUCUUGGUGGAUCAAGUGUCAACUAUAAUUCUUA
Rhodamnia argentea is the source of this 1543-nucleotide messenger RNA. Its product is annotated as dnaJ protein homolog ANJ1. Gene Ontology annotation, cellular component: cytosol; cytoplasm. Lineage: Eukaryota; Viridiplantae; Streptophyta; Magnoliopsida; Myrtales; Myrtaceae. The coding region runs from base 98 to 1348 and encodes 416 amino acids. The transcript is spliced from 7 exons. Gene Ontology annotation, biological process: protein refolding; response to heat. Gene Ontology annotation, molecular function: Hsp70 protein binding; ATP binding. The record is from RefSeq and is a predicted model, not a curated record.